Serpula lacrymans var. lacrymans S7.9 is the source of this 4641-nucleotide messenger RNA. RefSeq lists its product as uncharacterized. The transcript is spliced from 16 exons. Gene Ontology annotation, biological process: lagging strand elongation; leading strand elongation; mitotic DNA replication initiation. Lineage: Eukaryota; Fungi; Basidiomycota; Agaricomycetes; Boletales; Serpulaceae. Bases 1 to 4641 code for a protein of 1546 amino acids. Gene Ontology annotation, cellular component: alpha DNA polymerase:primase complex. The record is from RefSeq and is a predicted model, not a curated record. Gene Ontology annotation, molecular function: DNA-directed DNA polymerase activity; pyrimidine nucleotide binding; single-stranded DNA binding.
AUGACUGACCGUUCAAGGAGAGAAAGGAAAGGCGCGGAUAAAUUAGCAGUGUAUCGACGAGUGAGGGAGGGUGGGGCACGGGAGUGGAAGCAAGACGAAGGCGAUUUGUAUGACGAAGUGACGGACGACCAGUACAAACACAUCGUCCGUGGCAGACUCCAGAGAGACGAUUUCGUGGUGGACGAUGGGGUAGGUGAUUAUAUGGAUAAUGGUAUGGACGAUUGGACAGGAAAUGGUGAUGAAGGCGACGAAGAAGAGGAAGAGGAGGAAGAAUACCGCGACAGGAAGAAAAAGUCAAAGAAGAAGUCCGACGAUAAGUCGCGUGGCAAACCGAAAGUUGUUCCUCCAGUAACCAAACCUUCGAUAAGUGCAUACCGUCCAGCGGUUUCUGUAGAACAAGAAGAUGAUUUCAUGGCUAACUUGCUCGGCAAUAUCGAUGCCAUACCCGCUACUACUGUCUCAUCGUCCAAGAGGGCCAAGAAACGUAAACCAUCUCCCGAGUCUGACUACGAUGAUUCGCAUAUAGGGCCUGCUUCCUCUUCGCCAUACCGACAUCGUACUACUUCUUAUUCCUCCGAUGGCCCACUAGACGAUACUCAUACAAAUCCGCCGUCCAGUGAUUACGACUACGAUCCAGUCGAUGUUAUGAGUCCCAAGAAGAAAGUUCGUUUGACCACCCCUCGUAUAGGUAACGGAGCUGGAAUAACCCCGGCUAUAGAGCGCAUGGGUAAGCUCGAAGUCCACACCAGUUCUGAGCCUGAAGAGACAUCGAUGGACAUGGAUUAUGCUGACCUCGAUAUGGACGCGUUCAUGGACAUUAAUGAAGAUUUAGACCUCGGUGAUGUGAAGAAUAGGAAGCCAAUAAAGAAAGAGCCCAUUCCAUUCAAAAUUGAUGCCCGAGCUGGUGUAUUUACUACCAAACCAAGCACUACGGCGAGGACGAAGAAAGAAGAAGAAGAUACGCCUUCAUGGCUUUCUGUAUAUGAUUCUCUUGCGGUUGCACAAGAGGCCGAGGCCUUUGGUCCUUCUAUAACAUCCAACUCCAAAUCACAAUUCAAAUCAGAUGAUUCUGUUGCACGAACUGUUUUUGAACCAGACGGCAGCCUUCGCUUCUUUUGGCUAGACUGCCUCGAACAUGGCGGCAAGCUAUUCUUCAUUGGAAAGGUGCUAGAUAAAUCUUCAUCUUCAAGUGCUAAUCCGCGAGGCAAGGGCCAAUGGAUGUCAGCAUGCAUUACCGUCGAAAACCUUCAACGUAACUUGUUUAUCCUCCCCCGGGAAUAUCGCGUGGACGCCAUCCCCGUAGACGAUGAACCCCUUUCCUCGGAUGACUCCGAAAGUAAAGGAGCAGCUACCAAGAAGAAAGGCAGGCCGAAAAACGUGGAGAAUGGCAUGGUUAUGCAUGCAACGGACGUGGUUCCUUCCCAAUCCGAUGUUUACGACGACUUUGACAGGAUCCGGCGGAAAUGCGGAGUAAAAAGCUGGAAAGGGCGAUGGGUUAAGAGAAAUUAUGCGUUCGACGAGAGUAAAGUGCCGAAAGAGGGAGACUGGAUGAAAGUAGUGUACGGGUUUGAUGAUCCUCCACUGCCGUCAAAUGCUCAGUCUCCCCACAUUGCCCGCAUAUUUGGUACAAAUACGAGUGCGUUCGAGCUAUUUGUGCUCAAGCGCCGGAUAAUGGGCCCAUGUUGGUUAAGCAUCAAGAAUGCAGUGGUAGAAGGCAAAGGGAUAUCCUGGUGUAAACUUGAAGCCAGCGUGUCCGAUCCAAAGGACGUAUCUCCCAUUUUUGACAAUACACCUGAUGCACCUCCUCUCACAAUCAUGUCCCUUGCCGUGCGUACAGUAGUCAAUCACCAUGAGAACAAGCGCGAGAUAGUUUGUGUCACUGGGAGAAUCUGGAAGGAUGUCACGCCUGACGAACACAUCCGUGUCCUCACCCUCAUCUCUCGAUAUAUUGUGAUGUCCACUAACCAAUAUGCUAUUACAGUCGACCUUGACGAUCCAACACCUCCUGAACAGUUACCCUGUAGUGUUCACACUCUCGUCCGACCCUUGGAUCGCUUCCCGCCGAACUUUGAGGUCAAAGCACGCUCAAACGGGAGAGGAAUGAUUACACCAAUGAAGAACGAGAGGAUGCUACUAAAUAGUUUAUUAACAACUAUGUUCAAAGCCGACCCAGAUGUCCUUGUGGGACACGAUUUUCUCGGGGUUUCACUGGAUGUGCUUAUAGGUCGCAUGAAAGACCUCAAAGCAGACCACUGGUCGCGUUUGAGCCGGUUUAGACGCUCUAAAUGGCCAAAUAUUGGGAGGCAGGGGACGAACCUCAAGUUCUUAAAUGGACGGCUUCUGUGUGAUCUUGCAAGUGAUGGUGCUAGAAGCAUGAUAUCAUCAACAACAUGGUCGCUUACAGAAAUGUGCAAAACUCAUCUCAAAUCCGACAGGCAAGACAUUGAUCCAGACGAUACAGCUACUUAUUUCGAUGGGAGUGUGUCCUCACCGGAGAAACUUCUGACUUUCGUCAGACAUUGCGAACUCGAUGCACAUUACCAGAUGGCUAUUGCUUCCAAGGUCCAGAUACUGCCGUUGACGAGGCAAUUGACAAAUCUCGCUGGAAAUGCUUGGAACAAGACCCUUAAUGGCGGUCGAGCAGAGCGGAAUGAGUACAUUCUGUUACAUGAAUUUCAUAAACUGAAGUACAUAUGUCCCGAUAAAACCUUUGGUAAAAAGGCUCUCCCACCUACAAAGUCUGAUGACCCCGAUGACCCCGAUGGCGAGGGUGGCGCAGGAGGGGGGAAAGGCGUAAAAGGAAAGCGUGACAAGUAUAAGGGCGGGUUAGUAUUUGAGCCGAAACGCGGGCUCUGGGAUAAAUAUAUAUUGGUCAUGGACUUCAACUCGCUGUAUCCAAGUAUUAUCCAGGAGUACAACAUAGAUUUCACGACGGUGGAAAGGGAUGAGAGCGAUGACAUUCCUGAGCCUCCCCCAUCUGAAGUAGCACAGGGUGUACUACCUAGGCUUAUUGCUACCCUUGUCAGUCGACGGCGGCAAGUCAAAUCUCUAAUGAAGGACAAGUCUGUCUCACAUGCCAAGCUGCUUCAGUACGACAUAAAGCAGCAAGCUCUGAAGCUGACUGCUAAUAGUAUGUAUGGGUGUCUUGGUUUUGAAUACUCGCGAUUUUACGCGCGACCACUUGCCGCCCUUACUACUUUCAAGGGACGAGAGAUUCUGACUCACACCAGAGAGCUCGCUGAGAGCCUACAGCUCGACGUCGUCUAUGGUGACACAGAUUCUGUAUUCGUCAAUUCUAACGUGACAGAAUUGUCUGAGGCACUCAAAAUCUCAGCCGAGUUCAAAAAAGCCGUGAACGACCGGUACAAACUACUGGAGAUUGACUUGGACGGCAUUUUCGCCCGGCUGUUGCUAUUACAAAAGAAGAAGUACGCUGCAAUCAAGGUUGAGGAUGGCUCGAGGACAUCGACAGAAGUAAAAGGGUUGGAUAUGAAAAGGAGAGAAUACUGUGUGCUUUCCAAAAGCGUAUCACAAUAUGUGCUGGAUCAGAUUCUUUCAGGAGAGGCCACUGAAACUGUGGUAGAGCGAAUACAUGAAUAUUUGGCCACUGUUGGGGAAAAUGUCCGCGGUGGUAAAGUCAAACUUGAUGACUUUAUUGUCUAUAAGCGCCUUGGAAAGAAUCCUGAAGACUACCCAGACGCUAAGUCUCAACCUCAUGUCCAAGUUGCCAUGCGCAUGAAAGCCAAAGGUGGAAGCGCGCGUAGUGGAGAUGUUAUCCCAUAUGUCUUCUGUAUCGCUGCCGGAGAGGAGAGUGCUAAAAGUGCGCAGGCAGAACGUGCCAAGCACCCGGACGAGAUAAAGAAAGCUGCACCCGGCGAAAUGAACAUUGACUACGAACAUUAUCUCGCGUUACAAGUACUGCCCCCCAUCGAACGUCUUUGUGAACCGAUUGAGGGGACAGAUAAAGCGAGAUUGGCAGAGUGUCUUGGCCUAGAUCCAGCGCGAUUCCGUAGCUCACUCGCUGGACAAGACGUCGGUAUGACAUUCGGCACACUCGAUUCUCGGACGUCGGACUCGGAACGUUUCCGCGAUGCCAUACCAUUUAUUGUGAGGUGCCGAUCCUGCAAGGGACAGAUUGUCUUCGCCCCCAUCAAUGAUGGAUCCACUCUUUUGCGGUCCGAUGGGCCUAUCUGCCCCGCAUGUAAAGCCAUAUUUGGCACCGCAUCGUUGAUAGCGCAACUGGAAGUACAGAUCAGAAAGUGCAUCUCCAGAUACUACGAAUUCUGGACAGUGUGCGAUGAUCCAACGUGCGGCGCACGUACGAGAGGAAUGGGAGUGUAUGGAAGGCGUUGCCUGAGGCGCGUAGAGGCAAGCGAGACUGGUGGAAGUGGUGGUGUCGAAGAGAGGUGCAAAGGAAAUGUGAGAAUUGAAUACGGGGAUGCAGACUUGUACGAUCAAAUGCGAUAUUUCGCAUCUCUAUUCGACGCGGAAAGGGCAGUGAGGGGAGCGUUGGAUCGUGAGAAAAUGAUCACAUUGACUAGUCACAAUGUCAUUUUUUUGCAGACGAUGAUGGAGACGGUGGAAAAAUAUACCGAUCAAUGUGGACGACGAUGGGUUGAUUUGAAGUCUUUGUUUUCAUAA